AUGGCGACCGCCGUGGCGUCGCAGCCGCGACACUUCACCCUCGGCGGCGAGCCGAGGGCAGCCAUCUGCGCAGCCAGCACAUCAAAGAUUUGCACCCUGGACAAAGUAUAUGGAUUCAGGUUCGUAUGCAGAAGUGUUGUUGAUCUAAGGAGUAAAAAAUUCCAUUCUCAAAUUUCUAAGAGAAAGUGCUAUUUAACAAGUUCACCAUCGGAAUUUGAGAAGAUCAUUUUGAGUGCUAGAUGGUUAGAAUUUAGGAGACAGAGGAUAGCCUUUCAGAGAACUAGAAGGCGGGUUCACAGUAUUCCAUUGGCUUCUCAAGAUGAUGGCAGUGGUGUGUCUGUUAAUGGAGUACCACAAGUUGAUCCAGCAAGUCAAAUGAAGGAAAUAAGGGUGAAAUUGGAUAAAGCAUUGCAAAAUGAAGACAUAAGCACUGGCCUUGUCCAAUCAAUACAUGAUGCUGCGAGAUCUAUUGAAUUGGCUUUCCUUGAUCACAGCAAAUCAUCAAUAGACUCUUGGUUCCCAAAGAUGUGGCUUGGUGUUGAUAACAAUGCAUGGAUAAAAGCGCUGUCUUACCAGGCUGCUGUUAGCUCGUUACUGCAAGCAGUUAUCGAUGUUUCGUCAAGGGGGAACGGCAGAGAUAGAGAUAUUAAUGUAUUUGUUCAAAGGAGUUUAUCCCGCCUUCUCAGCUCUCUAGAUGGUGUUAUACAGAAUGAAUUGGCUAAAAGGGAACCUUCACUAUAUCAGUGGUAUUCAUCUAAUCAAAAUCCAUUGGUGGUGAGGACAUUUGUGAACACUUUUGAAAAUGAUCGACGAUUUAAUUCUGCAACAGCAAUAUGCAGCGAAGGCAAGCCAAUGGAUACUAGUGAAAGUGACCUUUCUUUGCUUGUGCUUGGUCUGUUCUGUCUUGCUGCUAUUACGAAGCUAGGAUCAGCAAAAGUUUCUUGUCAGCAGUUUUUCUCCAUGGUCCCUGAUAUUAUUGGCCGAUUCAUGGAUAUGCUUCUUGAAUUCGUUCCUAUAAGUAAAGCGUAUACCUUGACGAAAGAUAUUGGUCUUCAGAGAGAAUUCUUGUGCAAUUUUGGUCCUCGUGCUGCUGUUCCUAAGUUUGCUAAUGAUCAUGGACUUGAGAUAUCAUUUUGGAUUGAUCUGGUUCAGAAACAAUUACUAAGGGCUCUUGAUCGUGAAAAGAUAUGGUCAAGACUGACUACAAGUGAAACUAUUGAGGUUUUGGAAAAGGACCUAGCGGUAUUUGGUUUUUUCAUUGCUUUAGGCAGAAGUACACAAGUAUACCUGUCUUCCAAAAGUCAUACAGACUCAAAUGAUUCUGUCAAUAGUAUUGUAAGGUACCUUAUUGGUGGGAGCGUCCUAUAUUAUCCACAGUUGUCCUCGAUUAGUUCUUAUCAGUUGUAUGUGGAGGUUGUUUGUGAAGAGCUUGAGUGGCUUCCAUUUUACUAUGAAGAUGUGCCAACGCCAAUAGUUGAUACUGAAGGCAGAGAAGAAAUGCCUAAAAGAGAACUGAUAUCAAGGGUGCUAAAUGUCUGCACUUAUUGGUUGACUAGUUUUAUAAAGUAUAGCUCAUGGCUUGAGAACCCCUUAAAUGUAAAGGCAGCACGAUUCCUAUCUAAGGGGCAUGCCAUGUUGAGCGACUGCAUGACUGAGCUUGACAUAGCAAAAAAUAAUAUGCCUAAAGACCGAAGUUUUCAAGAAACUGGAGUAUUGGUUGAUGCGCCUGAGCUAGCUUCCAUUGACAAGUUUCAAUUAUUGCAGUCACUUGAAAGUGUUGAGGAAGCUUUGGUUAAGUUAGAAAAUUUGCUUCAAGAAUUGCAUCUUUCCAGUUCCAACUCUGGUAAGGAGGAUCUAAAGGCUGCAUGUUCCGAUCUGGAAAUGAUCAGAAGACUGAAGAAGGAAGCAGAAUUUCUUGAGGCUUCCUUUCGAACAAAAGCAGAAUAUCUGGAGGCUGAUACUAUUAGCAGAGUGUUACCUCCUGCUGGCGAGGGAGAACACGGAAAGACGGGCAGCAUGGUUAAUGAGGUUUUAACACCACAAAAACCAGUAAAUAGGAUGGAGAACAAUCGUCGUCCAUUUUGGGACAUUUUUGGUACGACUGCUGGAAGGAAAAUUGUGCCAGCACAACAAGCUGUGGAUCAGGAUGCUUCUGCUGCCAAGGUGGAUCAAAUAGACAUGGAGUCAAAUGACAUCCGCCGCUUCGAACAGUUGAGACGUGAGUUGAUUGAGUUAGAAAGGAGAGUGCAGAAGAGUACAGAUGGUGCUAAAAAAGAGGAGUUCCAGGAAACGGAGGUUCCAGAUGAAACAAUGAGCCCUUCUGAGUCAGCACCCCCUCUGUCAGGGCCUUCUGGUUCAGUAAUCAAGAAAGAAAAUGUUAUUACAAAAUCGGUAGAGAAAGUUAAGGAGAGUACAACGAUUGUGUUGCAAGGGACACAGCUCUUAGCAAUUGAUACAGGAGCUGCUAUGGGUUUACUGAAAAGAUCUCUUAUUGGGGAGGAACUAACUCAGAAGGAGAAGCAGGCUCUUCAGAGAACCCUGACAGAUUUGGCAUCUGUCGUUCCAAUAGGAAUACUCAUGCUUCUACCAGUCCUCGUUGGCGCCACCCACGGUCCUCGCUAUUCGCUUGCAGGUUCGGGCUCCACGACCCGGAGCGGGAGGGCAGGGGGCCCUCUCCGACGACAGCUUGGUUACUGCUGUUGGGCAUGCUGCUAUUUUGGCUUUCAUCCAGAGAUAUGUGCCUUCCAUGAUCCCAUCCACAUAUGGCCCCGAGAGGUUAGAUCUCCUCAGGCAGCUUGA
Molecule: messenger RNA, 2799 nt
Organism: Triticum turgidum subsp. durum (durum wheat)
Lineage: Eukaryota; Viridiplantae; Streptophyta; Magnoliopsida; Poales; Poaceae
Source: the annotation of a GenBank genome assembly